GUUGAGCUCUCCCAAGCAGGCAGAGCAGCAUCCUGCAAGGAAGAGCCCUGCCAGAGCCACCAUGCUCACUGCAAGGACAGUCCUGCUGCUCGCUGGGCUCCUCACGCUCUCACCGUGCUCCCAUGCAGCCCCCUACACCCCAGCUGAGUGCUGCUUCGACUAUGUCAAGGGCGUCCUGCGGCUGGAGAUCCUCCUGGACUUCAACUCCACUACCAGGGAAUGUUAUUUCCCAGCAAUUGUGUUUGAGACCAAGAAAGGAAUCAAGGUCUGUGCAAACCCUGAGGAGAAGUGGGUGAAGAGAGCAGUUAAAGUGCUUCAAAAGAAGAAAGUUCGUGCUCCGUGAUGUGGAUUGGGUGCCCUGGUUCAGGCUCCCCAACAUCUGCUGGGAAGGAAGGUUUGCAUCCCCUCUCAGAAGGGGUUCAGGAUGUUCAGCUCCUGGGAGAGGGCACCAGAGCCCUGA
Molecule: messenger RNA, 460 nt
Organism: Melozone crissalis (California towhee)
Lineage: Eukaryota; Metazoa; Chordata; Aves; Passeriformes; Passerellidae
Product: C-C motif chemokine 14-like
Exons: 3
Coding region: 62-343 (93 amino acids)
Biological process (GO): neutrophil chemotaxis; monocyte chemotaxis; positive regulation of GTPase activity
Cellular component (GO): extracellular region
Molecular function (GO): chemokine activity; CCR chemokine receptor binding
Source: RefSeq, a predicted model, not a curated record